UUUGCAUAAACACAUGCAGCCGCACUUAGUUGUAUGUAUAUAAAUGCCACAAGCUUAGUGCAUAGAACAACACAAAUACUCAUAACUCAUCAGAGAGAAAAGAACCCUCUCCAUACCCCUUUCUUCUGCAUUACCAUAUUCUUUGUCUCUCCUCGUACCCAAGAGAGAGAGAUUAAGAAAAUGGGUGAGGGUGUUGUCUCUUGUCGUCUGCAGCUGUUCUUCUUCUUCCUUCUUCAUGGGUGGUUGUUGUCGAAAGUGAGAGGAAAGGGUUCUUCUUCGGCUUUGGAUUAUUCGCAGUGCGAUGUGUUCACGGGAACGUGGGUGGUGGACGAAUCGUACCCGCUCUAUGAUCCCGCCACGUGUCCCUUCAUCGAGCGCGAGUUCAGGUGCAAAGGGAAUGGACGGCCCGAUCUCCUUUACACCCGCUAUAGGUGGCACCCACUUGCCUGUAAUUUACUCAGAUUUAACGGGCUAGAUUUUCUGGAGAAGAUGAGGGGGAAGAGCAUCAUGUUCGUGGGAGAUUCACUGAGCAGGAAUCAAUGGCAGUCCUUGACUUGCUUGCUUCAUUCAGCAGUGCCCAAUUCACCUUAUACUUUGGAUAGAGUUGGAGAUGUUUCUAUUUUCACACUUACGGAGUAUAGGGUUAAAGUGAUGCUUGAUAGGAACGUGUAUCUAGUUGACGUUGUCAGAGAGGAUAUAGGCAGGGUCUUGAAGCUUGAUUCAAUACAAGGAAGCAAGCUGUGGCAAGGGAUUGAUAUGCUCAUCUUUAACACAUGGCACUGGUGGUACCGUAGAGGACCCACUCAACCAUGGGAUUUUGUCGAAUUGGGAGGUCAUACUUAUAAAGACAUUGAUCGGAUGAGGGCUUUUGAAAUAGCACUUAAGACGUGGGGUGCAUGGGUAGACGCCAACGUCGACCCUACGAGAGUGAAAGUCUUCUUUCAAGGAAUUUCCCCAUCUCACUACAAUGGCAGCCUAUGGAACGAACCAAGUGCAACGAGCUGCAUCCGGCAGAAGACACCGGUGCCGGGAUCAACCUAUCCCGGAGGGUUGCCACCGGCCGUGGCGGUGUUAAAGAGUGUGCUGAGCACAAUCAGGAAGCCAGUCACUCUGCUUGACAUCACAACCCUCUCACUACUCAGAAAAGAUGGCCACCCUUCCAUUUAUGGUCUCAAUGGAGCCGCCGGAAUGGACUGCAGCCAUUGGUGUCUUCCUGGUGUUCCAGAUACUUGGAACGAGAUACUUUACAACCUUAUUUGAUGGCUAAAUUUUUUAUUCAUCAUUUGAUUGGGGGGGGGGGGGGGGGGGGGGGGGGGUGGUUUAGUCGAUUCUUAAUCAUACAAAAAUUUAUAUAAAAAAAUUAAAACUGGGUUGGCUAUAAUAGACCACACCCUGAUUAAUUGUAAUGUGCCUUGUGGCCUAGAGUGAAUAAUAAUAAUAAAAAAUUCAUCACAAAGUCAUACAUCAUA
Molecule: messenger RNA, 1469 nt
Organism: Glycine soja
Lineage: Eukaryota; Viridiplantae; Streptophyta; Magnoliopsida; Fabales; Fabaceae
Product: protein trichome birefringence-like 41
Exons: 5
Coding region: 34-1260 (408 amino acids)
Cellular component (GO): Golgi apparatus
Molecular function (GO): O-acetyltransferase activity
Source: RefSeq, a predicted model, not a curated record